GAAGCCGCGGCUCCGCACGCGCCGACCCCUGAGGCGCGGGGGCCGCUGCCGAGGUGCGCGGCCACUUGCCCGGCGACGCCGUCGCGCGCCGACCUCUCCCGGCGUCCCCGCGCUGACGCCCCGGGCCCCCGGGCCCCCGGGCCCAGGUCGUGGGGGCCGAGCGAGCGACCUUGCCGGGUGUGAUGUGGGCGCCCUGGCCGGUGGCCGUCGCCGCGGGAUCCCAGGCCGCUGGCGCGGAGCCUCGGCCUGACGCGUGCUGAGAAGGGAGAUGAAGGAAUAGACGACCGGAGUGAGGUGGCUUUCCCCGUCACCCUGGCGUCCGAUUGUCCUGGGGACACGGCGUGAGAAGGAAGAAUGGUAUACAAAUGAAAAAAGUAUCAACCUAUAUGAUUUGAAUAUGGCAAGACAAGAAUAAGUGCUGCUUUCACGAUUGCUUGAAUUCAGGACUUUACACUGGAAGGAAAGUUAGCUGUAAGCUCUAAUUUCUUAGUUCUAAUAAGCAUCUCUCCUUGGGAACCGGACAUUUAAAAAAAAAGGAGUCCUUUGAAGAAUGUACUUCUUAAAUCAACCCCAGCUUCUCCUCCAUACAAAGAACUCUUACUGAUACUAGCAGAAAAGAAGCAAAUUAAACUAAAAGCUCACCUGCAAAACUAAAAGCUCACUUGCAAAUCAGAAGAACAAAGAAAUGGAGUUUUGAGGAGUGAAGGUAGCAUGGCGUCGGCCAUGGGUGAUCAAGACACAGCCAGACAAUGUGGAUCAGUUUCUUCAAACUACGGCUUUUCUGCUGUCUGCUUGCAGUGUUGAUGGUGGUGGUGCUGGUCAUCAAUGUUACUCAGGUUGAGUACUUGGACCAUGAGACUGUUGCAGCCACAUUCAUCGAUAGUAGCGGACAGUUUGUUUCCUCCCAGAUGACAGGAAUUAGCCGGAAUCCUUACUGUGGCUACGAGCAUCAGACUCUGUCCAGUCGGGAGCGCAUGGAGGAGGACUCCUUGCUGGCCGCCUUACAGUGGCAGGUGCCUGAUGUGGGUCCAGUCCCCUUUUUAAAGAGCACUGACCCUUCUUCCAGCUACUUUGUUAUCUUGAACUCUGCAGCCUUCUUCAAGGUGGGAAGCCAACUAGAAGUGCUGGUUCAUGUACAGGAUUUUCAAAGAAAGCCCAAGAAAUAUGGUGGAGACUACCUGCAGGCCAGAAUCCACUCCCCUAAGCUGCAGGCAGGGGCUGUGGGCAGAGUGGUAGACUACCAGAAUGGGUUUUACAAGGUCUUUUUUACUUUGCUCUGGCCAGGCAAAGUUAAAGUGUCCAUAUCUCUGGUCCACCCGACUGAAGGGAUCAGAGUUCUUCAGCACCUACAGGAAGAGAAGCCACACAGGGUCUAUUUCAAGAGUCUCUUUCGUUCAGGAAGAAUUUCUGAAACCACGGAGUGCAAUGUGUGUCUUCCUGGGAGUCUGCCCUUGUGUAACUUUACAGAUCUCUACACUGGAGAACCCUGGUUCUGCUUCAAACCAAAGAAGCUCCCUUGCAGCAGCAGAAUUAACCAUUUCAAAGGAGGAUACCUGAAGGGCCUUCUGACUACUGCAGAGAAUGCUUUCUUCCAGAGUGGUGUCAAUAUCAAAAUGCCAAUCAACUCCAGUGGACCUGAUUGGGUGACUGUGAUUCCCACGAGCAUCAAAGAAACGAAGAAUUCAGAACUAUCUCAAGGCUCAGGAAUUUUUCCUUCUGGGUAUUAUUAUAAAGAUCAAUGGAGGCCCAGAAAGUUUAAGAUGCGCCAGUUCAAUGACCCUGACAACAUUACAGAAUGCUUACAAAGAAAAGUGGUAUAUUUAUUUGGUGACUCAACAAUCAGGCAGUGGUUUGAAUACCUUACUGCCUUUGUUCCAGAUUUAGUGGAGUUUAACUUGGGUAGUCCCAAGAAUGUGGGUCCUUUCCUUGCGGUGGACCAGAAGCACAACAUCCUGCUCAAGUAUCGCUGCCAUGGUCCACCCAUCCGUUUUACAACUGUCUUUAGCAGUGAGCUCCGUUAUGUGGCAAAUGAGCUGAAUGGCAUCGUGGGAGGGAAGAACACGGUGGUUGCCAUAGCUAUAUGGUCUCAUUUCAGCACCUUCCCCUUGGAAGUGUAUAUCCGGCGGCUUAGGAAUAUCCGUCGAGCAGUGGUCCAGCUCCUGGAUCGAAGCCCUAAGACCGUGGUAGUCAUCCGAACAGCUAAUGCCCAAGAGCUGGGGCCUGAGGUGAGCCUUUUCAACAGUGACUGGUACAACUUUCAGCUGGACACUAUCCUUCGGAAGAUGUUCUCAGGGGUUGGAGUGUAUCUUGUUGAUGCCUGGGAGAUGACCUUGGCUCAUUAUUUACCCCACAAGCUACAUCCAGAUGAAGUUAUUGUGAAGAACCAGCUAGACAUGUUCUUGUCCUUUGUGUGCCCCUUGGAGACCUAGCCUGCCCUGGAGGGGGACUGGAGGAAUCACAUGACCUGCAUUACAGGAAGUUAAUGGCUGGUCCCAUGGAGAGAUGGCUGCUAUGGACAUGUACAAAAUUUCAAAAAGAACUGGACUUUAUGUAAGACUUACAAGGAGCUUGGAAAAUGCAGGUUGCACUUAUAUCUACCUAUAGGAUUUCUUCCAAUCUUUACAUAGCCAUGGGAGAACCAUUAUGAACAACAUCUACUCACUGUAUUGCCCUGGUAACCAAAGAUGCUAAUGAGUGGGUUUGAAUUAGCCUCUCCUGAGAGGGGAGAUUACUAUGCUAAAACAUGUGAAAAAUGUUCUGAACUAAAUGGUGGG
Messenger RNA from Nyctereutes procyonoides (raccoon dog), 2774 nucleotides. Its product is annotated as NXPE family member 3. Lineage: Eukaryota; Metazoa; Chordata; Mammalia; Carnivora; Canidae. The record is from RefSeq and is a predicted model, not a curated record. The transcript has a single exon. Bases 750 to 2429 code for a protein of 559 amino acids.